Messenger RNA from Epithele typhae, 2094 nucleotides. RefSeq names its product L-glutamine D-fructose 6-phosphate amidotransferase. The record is from RefSeq and is a predicted model, not a curated record. The coding region runs from base 1 to 2094 and encodes 697 amino acids. Gene Ontology annotation, biological process: protein N-linked glycosylation; fructose 6-phosphate metabolic process; UDP-N-acetylglucosamine metabolic process. Lineage: Eukaryota; Fungi; Basidiomycota; Agaricomycetes; Polyporales; Epitheliaceae. The transcript is spliced from 6 exons. Gene Ontology annotation, molecular function: carbohydrate derivative binding; L-glutamine:D-fructose-6-phosphate transaminase (isomerizing) activity.
AUGUGCGGGAUUUUCGGUUACUGCAGCUUCCUCCAGGAGAAGGACCGUAAGACGGUUUGCGACAUUCUCGUCAACGGCCUUGCCCGCCAAGAGUACCGCGGCUACGACUCCGCAGGCAUUGGCAUCGAUGGUGACAAGCCCGGCGAGAUGUACUUCUUCAAGGAGGUCGGCAAAGUCGCCGGCCUUCGCAAGAAGAUCGCCGAGUCCGACGUCGACACCAGCAAGACCUUCAUCUCCCAGGUCUCCAUCGCCCACACCCGCUGGGCCACCCACGGUCCCCCGAGCGUCGUCAACUGCCAUCCCCUCAAAUCGGAUCCGGACGCCCACUUCAUCGUCGUUCACAACGGCAUUGUGACCAACGCUGUCGCUCUCCGUCUCGUACUUCAAAAGCGCGGGUACAAGUUCGAGAGUGAGACCGACACUGAGGCGGCCGCCAUCCUCACCAAGUACAUCUACGACUCGCAGACGGGCAAGAAGCCGACGUUCACGGAGCUCGUCAAGCAGGUGCUCCACGAGCUCGAGGGUUCGUUCGCGUUCGUCUUCAAGUCCUCGCACUACCCCAACGAGGUCGUCACCGCCCGUCGUGGUUCACCUCUCCUGAUUGGUGUCAAGACCGAGAAGAAGCUCAAGGUGGACUUCGUCGAUGUCGAGUUCGCGGGUCCCGAGUCAGAUGCGAAGAGCAACAGCGCUCUUGCUCCCCCUACCUCGCCGAGCGGUCUCCUCGCGCCUCCAAGCAACCCUGGCAUGCUCCGUUCACAAUCCCGCGCCUUCAUGUCGGAAGACGGUCUUCCUCAGCCCAUUGAGUUCUUCAUCGCAUCAGACGCGGCGGCCAUCAUCGAGCACACCAAACGCGUGCUUUACCUCGAGGACGAUGACAUCGCGCACAUCUCCGGGGGCGAGCUCCACAUCCACCGUCUCCGUCGCAACGAGGAGGGCGGCGCCCCCCAGGCGCAGCACCGCACGAUCGAGACGCUCGAGAUUGAGCUCGCGGAGAUCAUGAAGGGCAAGUUCGACCAUUUCAUGCAGAAGGAGAUCUACGAGCAACCCGAGUCCGUUGUCAACACUAUGCGUGGCCGUGUCAACUUCGACCAGGCCCGCAUCACGCUCGGUGGGCUCCGUGCCUACCUCAACAUCAUCCGUCGUGGCCGUCGCAUCGUCUUCUGCGCGUGUGGAACGUCGUAUCACUCCGCGAUCGCGACCCGGGCGAUUUUCGAGGAGCUGACGGAGAUCCCGGUCUCGGUUGAGCUCGCGUCCGACUUCCUCGACCGCAAGACACCGAUCUUCCGUGACGACGUUUGCGUGUUCGUGUCUCAGUCGGGCGAGACCGCAGACACGAUCCUCGCGCUGCGCUACUGCUUGGAGCGCGGGGCGCUUUGCGUCGGUGUCGUCAACACAGUCGGUUCGACGAUCUCGCGUGAGACGCACUGCGGUGUCCACAUCAACGCUGGUCCUGAGAUUGGUGUCGCCUCGACCAAGGCGUACACCUCGCAGUACAUUGCCCUCCUCAUGGUGGCCCUCCAGCUCUCAGAAGACCGGAUCUCCCUCACCGAGCGCCGGAACCAGAUCAUUCAGGGUCUCCACGCGCUUCCCGGCCAGAUCAAGCGAGUUCUCGACGGCGACAAGGGUUUCCAAGAGCUCGCGACUGGCGUUCUCGCCAACCAGAGGAGUCUGCUUCUCAUGGGUCGUGGCUACCAGUACGCGACGUGCUUGGAGGGCGCGCUGAAGAUCAAGGAGAUUUCGUACAUGCACUCGGAGGGCAUCCUCGCCGGCGAGCUCAAGCACGGCCCGCUCGCGCUCAUCGACGAGAACAUGCCGGUGAUCAUCGUGAUGACGCAGGACUCGCUGUACCCGAAGGUUCAGUCGGCGUACGCGCAGAUCACGGCGCGCAAGGCGGCGCCGAUCAUCAUCUGCAACGAGGAGGAUGAGGGGAUCCCGAAGGGCUGCCAGACGAUCCGCGUGCCGAGCACGGUAGACUGCCUCCAGGGCCUGCUCAACAUCAUCCCACUCCAGCUGCUCUCGUACCACCUCGCGGUCAAGAACGGCUUCGACGUCGACUUCCCCCGGAACCUGGCGAAGUCGGUCACGACCGAGUAA